Phyllostomus discolor (pale spear-nosed bat) is the source of this 2227-nucleotide messenger RNA. It is a transcript of the gene CPA1, whose product is annotated as carboxypeptidase A1. The transcript is spliced from 10 exons. Bases 28 to 1518 code for a protein of 496 amino acids. Gene Ontology annotation, molecular function: zinc ion binding; metallocarboxypeptidase activity. The record is from RefSeq and is a predicted model, not a curated record. Lineage: Eukaryota; Metazoa; Chordata; Mammalia; Chiroptera; Phyllostomidae. Gene Ontology annotation, biological process: proteolysis.
CCCAGGCCUGUCCUUCAUGGCCAAGGGAUGGAGACCCAGCUUAUUUUUCCAGCUGCCCUGUUUCCCGCCACCUUAUCAGAAAGGGCGAGAAGGUGUCAGAGUUUAGAACCCCCACCCCGCCCUCCCCGUGGGACAGCGCCCAGGUGCAAGGGGGGAGGACAACUCUUGGGCACAGCUAGGCGACUUCUGUCCUGGGAGAGCUUAAAAGGCCCCAGGACAUUUUCCCAGUCUCAGUUGACCUUCCCAACUGGGUGCAGCAUGAAGGGGCUGCUGAUUUUGAGUGUCCUGCUGGGGGCUGUCCUCGCCAGCGAGGACUUUGUGGGGCACCAGGUGCUCCGAAUCUCUGUGGCCGAUGAAGCCCAGGUCCAGAAGGUGACGGAGCUGGAGGAGCUGGAGCACCUGCAGCUGGACUUCUGGCGCGGCCCUGCCCAGCCCGGCUCCCCCAUCGAUGUCCGAGUGCCCUUCCCCAGCAUCCAGGCUGUCAAAGUCUUCCUGGAGGCCCAUGGCAUUGAGUACACGAUCAUGAUUGAGGACGUGCAGUCGCUGCUGGAUGAGGAGCGGGAGCAGAUGUUCGCCUUCCAGGCCCGGGCCGCCUCCACCGACACCUUCAACUACGCCACCUACCACACCCUGGAGGAGAUUUACGGCUUCAUGGACCUGCUGGUGGCCGAGCACCCACAGCUUGUCAGCAAGCUCCAGAUCGGCAACACCUACGAAGGCCGUCCCAUCUACGUGCUGAAGUUUAGUACCGGAGGAAACAACCGUCCCGCCAUCUGGAUCGACACGGGCAUCCAUUCCCGCGAGUGGGUCACGCAGGCCAGUGGGGUCUGGUUUGCAAAGAAGAUCACACAGGACUAUGGCCAAGACCCAGCUUUCACCUCCAUUCUGGACAACAUGGACAUCUUCCUGGAGAUCGUCACCAACCCUGACGGAUUUGCCUUCACCCACAGCAAGAACCGCCUGUGGCGCAAGACUCGCUCCAUCACAGCAGGCUCCUCCUGUGUCGGCGUGGACCCCAACCGGAACUGGGAUGCCGGCUUUGGGUUGGCCGGAGCCAGCAGCAACCCCUGCUCGGAGACUUACCACGGCAAGUUUGCCAAUUCCGAAGUGGAGGUCAAGUCCAUCGUGGAUUUUGUGAAGAACCAUGGGAACAUCAAGGCCUUCAUCUCCAUCCACAGCUACUCCCAGCUCCUCCUCUAUCCCUAUGGCUACACGACAGAGUCAGCUGCCGACCAGGCUGAGCUGGAUCAGCUGGCUGAGUCUGCUGUGAAGGCCUUGUCCUCUCUGUAUGGGACCAAGUUCAAGUAUGGCAGCAUCAUCAAAGCCAUUUACCGAGCCAGUGGAGGCACCAUUGACUGGACCUACAACCAGGGCAUCAAAUACUCCUAUACCUUCGAGCUCCGGGACACCGGGCGCUACGGCUUCCUGCUGCCAGCCUCCCAGAUCAUCCCCACGGCCCAGGAGACGUGGCUGGCACUCCAGACCAUCAUGGAGCACACCCUGAAUCACCCCUAUUGAACCCGCCCUUCGGCCCCCACCUCCUUAGCCUCCCUGACAACCAAAUAAAGUCUGAGUGCACAUGGAACAGAAUCUUGGGACAUGCGUGUGGGAACGCGUGCGGCGCGCCUGCCUUUUCAAGCGGGGGCAGGAGUGAUUUAGUUCCUGCAGGCCUCACUGCAAAUGUGUGGGCGGUUCGACCAGUUGACCCCUAAAUCCCCCUGCAUUCCAAGGUCCUGUGAAGUUGUAUCCAAGUGGCAUCUGUUUUAAUUAGACCACCCUGAGCUCAGCUCGUCAGUGGGGUGAUUUGUUCAUACCGUAGUAGCAAGCAGCAGUCACAGCUGCUAGCCAAAUGCCUGGCACCCCGCUGUGGCGAGGAAUUCUGCUCAUACAAUGGCCUCGCUGGUCGGACCCAUCUGUCUACAGCAGCAACAGCUUUGAUAUGGGGCAGAGUAAUCGUGGUGGCCACCGAGGUCCCAAGUACAUGUUGCAGCCUGGCAAGGAAACUUCUAUAAGGCAAACGUGGUCUCCCAGUCUUGAACUGGAAGAGAGCAAGGAGGGUAAAUGGGAUCAUCUUCGGAAGAUGAAGAACUCCGAUUUCAGGACCAUUUAUUAAUUGUAGUGCAUCACCCAGACUUUGCCUUGAGGACAAAAGUAGUUUCCUUUAUAUUUGCACCUCCUUUCUAGAAUAUUUCUUUCUUUCUUUUUUUUUUUUUUAAGAUUUUAUUUA